CUUCCUUUAAUAUUUUUCAUAUAUAAAAAUGUCCAUCUUUGAGAGGUCGCUUUAUGCGUAUGAUCCAAACGAACUAGAAGAUUUAGAUGAUAUUUUCAAUGAAGAGUCAUCUCAACUUAUCAGUUUAUCCAGUAUUGACGAUAAUCAACUAGACGAGUUGACCCGUUCUUUAGUCACACCAACUCCUAAUAAAUAUAGAACCACUUCUUCACCUUAUGCUGAAAGUGUUCAGUUAUUCAGGAACUUGAAAGAUACCGCUACCGUUGAUGACCUUGUCCACAGUGACCUUCGUGAGUUUAUGGGUCAUUACGAUAUGGACGAUUUACUAUCCUCAAGGCCAACCAGUAGCGUCAAAUUUUCAUCUCGUACGACAAACAUUCAAGACUUCAAGACAUCAACCAGACGUAAUACAAAUAAUGAAGAUAGAAAAAGUCAACUGCUAUCAGCACUUGAACAGUCAUAUAUCAGAGAACGACAAAUGGAACAAGUCUAUUUAGAUCAACUAAAAGAAAUAGACUCUAAAGCUUACGAACGACUCAAACGCGAUAGUGAAGCAUUCAUGAAACGAAGAAGUUCUCUUCUACAGCACUUUCGUAACUCAUGUGAGCCUUCUGUUCCACGUUACACUCUUGAAAAGACUAGCCAAUCAAUGGCCCCUUCACGAAGCUCAGGCAAUUCGACCACAACUUCAUCCUCUCACUCAAAUGAUGUCUAUUAUGAUCCCCCUUCUCCUCCAUCUAAGCGAUAUAGUCAAUGCUUGGAUCGCAACAGGGAAGCUGUCUAUCACAGGCAGAGCCUUGAUGAACCCAAUAGAGAUCAGGGUAUCAUAAAAAAGAACGUGCCUGAUUUAACUAAAUCGCCUAUUGUACGACCUGUGGUCACAAAUUAUAAUUACUUGACCCGAACCAAGAGAACAAACAGUGAGGCUCAGGAAAGGCCCAGGGUCGAGGGCUACUCAUUAAGAAGAGCAAGCGAAGAACAACCAAGAGGAAUGGCCCGUCGUUCGUCUAGACAGCAAGAUGAUAUGAGUCGCACAAGAAGAAUGUCUCAAAUGAAUGUUGAGAGUUACUUGGCUCACCCCAGAAGAAUAAGUGAAGACAGUGUGAAUCGUUCGAGAAGAACAAGCGAAGAUACAGUGGGCCGUCCCAGAAGAACAAGCGAAGACAACAAGUACAAGACAGAGACCUAUCUGGCUCGUCCAAGGGCCAGUGUUCAUGAUAUCACAGCACGUCCAAGGGAAGACAAGACAGACAGAGAUAUUGCCCUUUCUUAUCUAAAUCGUGCACAAAAGAGAGAUAGCAUAGAAAGAUGGUCUUUAAAGAAGCCAGUUGUUGUCAAUGAACCUCGUGUAUCAACACGUAUUACUCAAGAUAAAUUGAGCAAUAGAUCAUCCUUAAAGCGUAAUAGUAGUGUAGAAGAUAUCAGAAGGCGUCUGUCGUAUCUGUCUACUGACAAUAAGCGACAUACGAUGGAGCCUGUAAAGACAGAAAAAGAAAAGGCAACAGAGUCAGCCAAGAGGGUGUUGGCAAUGGUACAAGAAAGAAGAAGUAAGAGGCUUAGCUAUACUGGUCGUUUGGCUCAUUAAUAUAUUUAUUUAUUCAUUGUGUAUACCUUCAUCUUUAUGUAUCUGUCUUUUCGUGUAAAUAUCCAUGUAUGAUUAAAAUAAACAAACGCAUUAUGUGACACUUUUUUUUUAUACGUGACUCUCUCACCUUGCCUUACUCUUUUCUUCUUUGCUCUUUUAUUU
Molecule: messenger RNA, 1747 nt
Organism: Rhizopus microsporus ATCC 52813
Lineage: Eukaryota; Fungi; Mucoromycota; Mucoromycetes; Mucorales; Rhizopodaceae
Exons: 3
Coding region: 29-1585 (518 amino acids)
Source: RefSeq, a predicted model, not a curated record